Messenger RNA from Saccharomyces paradoxus, 2442 nucleotides. It is a transcript of the gene TYW1, whose product is annotated as putative tRNA 4-demethylwyosine synthase. Gene Ontology annotation, biological process: wybutosine biosynthetic process. Bases 1 to 2442 code for a protein of 813 amino acids. The transcript has a single exon. Lineage: Eukaryota; Fungi; Ascomycota; Saccharomycetes; Saccharomycetales; Saccharomycetaceae. Gene Ontology annotation, molecular function: 4 iron, 4 sulfur cluster binding; catalytic activity; FMN binding. The record is from RefSeq and is a predicted model, not a curated record.
AUGGAUGGUUUUCGUUUAGCUGGUGCUAUAGUAGUUGGCGCGUUAAUCGCUGCAUAUUUAUAUUUUGGCGGGAGGUUUUCGAUAGCAUUGGUCAUUAUAGUUGGUUAUGGUAUUUAUUGUAAUGAAUCCAGCGGUGGUGGCCAAGAUGGUCCAGAGAAGUUAACCUUGAAUACACAGCGGAAAAACUCAUGUUGCAGUGAUAAGAAGACCGCGGAUGGUGGAAAAAAGACUGGCGGAUGUUGUUCUGGUAAGAAAAAAAGUGGUGGUAAUGAAGGAGGUUGUUGUUCUUCAAAAGGGGGUGAGAAGAAAAGCGGAGGAGGGUGUUGCUCAUCUAAAAGUGGAAAGAAAGGAGGGUGUUGUUCCUCUAAAAAGAAGAUUAGUAACAAUGAAAAUGUUGCUCCUGAAGUUGAGGAAGCCAAAAAUUUCCCUGUAACUGUGGAUUUUACAGAUGUUUUUAAGAAGCCCACUAAGAAAAGGUCAAGCACCCCCAAGGUUUUUUCCAAAAGUACCUCGUCAAAAUCCAAAGUUGGUAAAAAAUUAAGUGUUUCAAAGAAGAUUGGUCCAGAUGGAUUGAUCAAGAGUGCUUUAACUAUCUCGAAUGAAACGCUUCUGAGUUCUCAAAUCUACGUGUUAUAUAGUUCCCUGCAAGGUGCGGCUUCGAAAGCUGCAAAAAGCGUUUACGACAAACUAACCGAAUUGGAUGAAUUGACUAAUAAACCAAAACUUUUGAACCUUGAUGACCUGUCCGAUCUCGAUGAUUAUUUCGUAGAUGUUCCUGUUGAAAACGCACUGUAUGUGCUUGUUUUACCGUCUUAUGAUAUCGAUUGCCCCCUAGAUUAUUUCCUACAAACCCUUGAAGAGAAUGCCAAUGAUUUUAGAGUAGAUAGUUAUCCAUUACGAAGGUUGGUUGGCUACACGGUUUUAGGUCUUGGUGAUUCAGAAUCAUGGCCUGAAAAGUUUUGUUACCAAGCGAAAAGAGCCGACCACUGGAUUUCUCGUUUAGGUGGCAGGAGAAUUUUCCCCUUAGGUAAAAUUUGUAUGAAAACAGGAGGUAGUGCCAAAAUUAAUGAGUGGACAUCAUUGUUAGCGGAGACGUUAAAAGAUGAUGAACCAAUCAUUUACGAGUAUGAUGAGAACGCAGACUCUGAAGACGAAGGAGAAGAAGAUAAUGGCAGUGAUGAAUUGGGUGACGUAGAGGAUAUUGGCGGCAAAGAUGGUAAUGACAAAUUUUCAGGUGCAGAUGAAAUCAAACAAAUGGUGGCGAAAGACAGCCCAACAUACAAGAAUUUGACAAAGCAAGGUUACAAAGUUAUUGGUUCUCAUUCGGGUGUUAAGAUCUGCAGAUGGACUAAGAAUGAACUACGUGGUAAAGGGUCCUGUUAUAAGAAAUCGCUUUUUAAUAUCGCAUCCAGUAGGUGCAUGGAAUUGACUCCUUCUUUAGCGUGUUCAUCUAAAUGUGUCUUCUGUUGGAGGCAUGGUACAAAUCCUGUGUCAAAAAACUGGAGAUGGGAAGUAGAUGAACCAGAAUACAUUCUGGAAAAUGCUCUGAAGGGCCAUUAUUCCAUGAUCAAACAGAUGAGGGGUGUGCCCGGUGUUAUUGCAGAGAGAUUUGCCAAGGCAUUUGAAGUUCGUCAUUGUGCCUUGUCUCUUGUCGGUGAGCCUAUUCUUUAUCCUCAUAUCAAUAAAUUUGUUCAAUUAUUACAUCAAAAGGGCAUAACCAGUUUUCUUGUGUGUAAUGCUCAACAUCCAGAGGCUUUGAGAAAUAUUGUUAAGGUAACGCAGUUAUAUGUUUCCAUUGAUGCACCCACCAAGACAGAGUUGAAAAAAGUGGAUAGACCUUUGUAUAAAGAUUUCUGGGAGAGAAUGGUAGAAUGCUUAGAAAUUUUGAAAACUGUGCAAAAUCAUCAAAGAACAGUUUUCAGAUUAACUUUAGUGAAAGGUUUCAAUAUGGGUGAUGUUAGCGCAUAUGCAGAUUUGGUUCAACGUGGUUUGCCAUGUUUCAUUGAAGUCAAAGGUGCCACAUUCAGUGGCUCCUCUGAUGGUAAUGGUAAUCCCCUAACUAUGCAAAAUAUUCCAUUUUACGAGGAAUGUGUAAAGUUCGUGAAGGCAUUUACCACAGAAUUACAAAGACGUGGAUUAGAUUACGACUUGGCUGCCGAACAUGCACACUCUAACUGUUUGCUAAUUGCAGACACCAAAUUCAAAAUUAACGGGGAAUGGCAUACGCAUAUCGAUUUUGAUAAAUUUUUCGUAUUACUAAACUCGGGCAAAGACUUCACAUAUAUGGACUAUUUGGAAAAAACUCCUGAAUGGGCAUUAUUUGGUAACGGUGGGUUUGCACCAGGGAACACAAGAGUGUACAGAAAGGAUAAGAAGAAGCAAAAUAAGGAAACUCAAGAAACCAUAAAAAGAGAGACGCCUCUUCCUGCCAUUCCAGCUUAA